AUGGGAGACUUGAGCUACGGUUUGCCUCGCGUUCACUCUACAGCGCUUUUUCAUUCAUCUCGACCCAGAAUAUUGAUAACUGCAACAAAAACUACCGCAGAUCCAGUAAAUUUUAUUAAAGAAAGCAGUAAAUACAAACCUCAAUGGAGCUACAUGUCCUGUUUUAAUCAUGAUUUGUACGAUGACAUUUGGUAUAAUCGUUAUGUUGACUUAAGACCAGAAUACAGAAGUCUAUUUUGCCCACGUCGUUUCUAUCACUCAGAUAUAAUGCCUAAUCCACACUACUGGAGUGGCCCAUACACAGUAUGGACAAAACACAAGGGAUUCUGGUAA
Molecule: messenger RNA, 333 nt
Organism: Thelazia callipaeda (thelaziosis nematode)
Lineage: Eukaryota; Metazoa; Nematoda; Chromadorea; Rhabditida; Thelaziidae
Source: the annotation of a GenBank genome assembly